Messenger RNA from Paramecium octaurelia, 618 nucleotides. NCBI's taxonomy places the organism in Eukaryota, Ciliophora, Oligohymenophorea, Peniculida, Parameciidae. The record is from the annotation of a GenBank genome assembly.
AUGAAAUAUCCCCUCAAAUAUUGGAUAAUGGUUCAUGAUAAAGGAGAGGAAGAUUUGAUAAAAUAAAAUCUUGAUAACAGACAGAAAAUAUAAAGAUACUUAUCUAUUUUAAAAAAGUUGUUUUUAAUUUCAAAUGCAUACUCAUAACCACAAGCAUGUAAUUUGAGGAAGCCAAUUCAAUUUCAAUGUUAAGUAUUAGAGGAAGAAAUCUUAGAAUAACUAAACACUAUUUAGUUUUGUAGGCAACUACCUGCGACAGAAGACGAGUUGGUUAAGUUGAAUAUGGAUAAAAUUAGAAAUUCGAAUAAUGCUGAAUUACAUAGAUUAUUUUUAAAAGAAGCUUAUUUAUUAUAACCUUGCUGUACUCACAUUCUAAUGUCUUUUAAAUAAGAGGAAAGUUCUAAUUGUCCAAGAUAUUGCUUUGAUAAAUGGAAAUGGAAAUUGAAGUCUACAUUGAACCUACUCUACACAUUUGGUAGAUGUAUAGUAAAUUUAUUCCAAAUCAUUAUCUUUGAUCCAAUUUGUAAUACCUCAGGUAGAAUCCUAUAUCAUCUUCUUUUGCUGAAUACUGCAUUAAAAUUAAAAGAUUUUAGGUUUCUGAACUACCAAUCUAAAUGA